Molecule: messenger RNA, 2548 nt
Organism: Panicum hallii
Lineage: Eukaryota; Viridiplantae; Streptophyta; Magnoliopsida; Poales; Poaceae
Product: ATP-dependent RNA helicase DEAH12, chloroplastic
Exons: 4
Coding region: 775-2301 (508 amino acids)
Biological process (GO): ubiquitin-dependent protein catabolic process; protein polyubiquitination; positive regulation of proteasomal ubiquitin-dependent protein catabolic process
Cellular component (GO): ubiquitin ligase complex; cytoplasm
Molecular function (GO): zinc ion binding; RNA-DNA hybrid ribonuclease activity; ubiquitin protein ligase activity
Source: RefSeq, a predicted model, not a curated record
UGCUACCGCGAGCAGGAAUAAUUACGAGGGGCGCUCCUUGCUUGCUUGCUUUAAAGCCACUCCUCUCUCUCUCUCUCGAACGGAGGAAUAAAUUCUUCGCCCACUGCCGCAAGAAAGGCACCUCCCUCCCCUCACCGCCGCCGGGAAAGCUUCCAUCUUUGUCCCCAUUUGCCCGCACCUCAUCCCUCCCCCGGCCAGCCUUGUCCCCGAGGCGAGGCGAGGCGAGGCGAGGCGGGCGGCGGUGAGGCCCUCCCCUCAUCCUCCGUCGAUGUGACCCCCUCCCCGGUCAGCUGACUGAGAACAGGACCCUGUGGUGGUGAAUUUCCCCCUCCCCUCUGUGCUCUGUGUGCCACCGAUUACCGAGCCGGUCACGUAUGAGGAACUGGAAGAUCGGGGAGAGCUCCAACGUCUGGGUCAAUUUGGUCGCCGUCCCGGCCAAUCUCGCCAUCGCGGCUCUGGAAUUCGCGCUGUGGAGCUCCGUCUGGUGUUUCCUGGCCGUUUCCUCCAUCAAUUUCUGACCCGAAUUCGGAGCACCCAGUCUGUGGGGUUAUCAGUGCACUAGUAGGCCACUGGAGCCGGAGCAGUUGCAGCAAAAGGAACGGGCCACCUUCUCUGAGUCGGGAUUAGGUGCGGUCCUCAGCUCAAAAGGGCUCGUUUGGUGAGAACUUUUGCUUGCUGUCUGUCUGCUUGUGUCCUUGGUGAUGGAGAUUGCCGGAAUAGGGGUUGGAAGGACAUUCUGAUUUAAUUGAGAUUUUCUGAUUCCAUUGGUUGAGGAUGGAGGAGAGGCUACCCGAGGCAGGUGCUGGCGAUUUGAGGGCCGAGGAUGACUUCAGGAGCUGCUGUGGGGACGAGGAAGAGUGGGAGGACACUGAGGAGUCCUUCACCGCCGGCGUUGCAAAGGGGGAGCUUGAUGAGACCUCGGUGCGGCUGUUCUUCAAGGGCGUCUCGAGCCCGGAGGCAGAGGGGAAGAAAUUGUCUGGGAUAGGGGUGGUGAUGGAGAGGUCGCCUGGAGUGCCUGUUCUGAAGGUGCAGAAGAAGCUGGAUUUCUAUGUGGAGGAGCUGGUGGCCGAGCACUUGGCACUCAUGGAUGGCCUGCUGGUGGCGCUGCAGAAUGGGAUAAGGAAGAUCUUCGCCUUCACCAAUUCAGAGAAGCUAUACUUUCAGAUUGCAGAAGCUGAAAUUCUUGAAGACCAGCUUUUGGUAGCCUUAGGGCACAGAAUUCUUGAACUAGUUGAUAAACUGGAAGACUUUGAUUUGAUAUUGCUUCCUAGCUUUGAACUUGAGAGGCCCUUACAGUUGGCCAAAGAAGCGAUAGGCAUCAGGUAUCUUUCUCCCUAUGAGGUUGGCAUCUGCCCGAUCUGCUGUGAGGAAAAACUAGGUUCUCAGAUGGUCAAGACAGGUUGUUCACACACAUUUUGCUAUAAUUGCCUGACUGCAUAUGUUGAAGAGAAGCUGCUGACCUCAAAGCAGCCUAUAAGGUGUCCACAAUUCAGGUGUAAAUAUCUAAUUUCAGCUAGUGAAUGUAAAUCAUUCCUUCCAGUUAGCAGCUAUGAUUCCCUGGAGAGAGCAUUUGCAGAAGCUGGCACCUCAGGCAUGGAAAGAUUUUAUUGUCCCUUUCCAAAUUGUUCUGUGUUAUUAGACCUUAGUCAGCACUUUUCUAGGGCAAGUUCAUCAAUUCAGUCAGAUCUUAGUUGUGUUGAGUGCCCGGAAUGCCACAGAGAUAUUUGUAUCAACUGUGGAGUGCCAUGGCAUAUCAUGAUGGGCUGUGAUGAGUACCAGAGCUUGCCUGUCGAAGAAAGAGAUGCUGGAGACCUAUCAUUGCAUCGGCUUGCUCAAAACAAUAGGUGGAGGCGUUGUCAGAGAUGUCGACGAAUGAUUGAACUAACACAAGGCUGCUUCCAUAUGACUUGCUGGUGUGGGCACGAGUUCUGCUACUCCUGUGGCGCUGACUAUGCUAGCGGUGUACAAACAUGCCAAUGCGUGUUCUGGGACGAUGAAGCUAUUGAGCCAUCCUCCGCAGCACGAUCCAGCCAAGCAGCAUCUGAGAUCUGGGCAUGGGACACAUUUGAUUGCAUGCCAACCGCCGUCGAGGGGUACUCGGAGCAGGAGCGCGCGCAGCUGGCACUCAUCCAGAGGUUCCUUGCAGGGGGUUUCAGCCUGGGAGACAACCCCUGCCAGUCGCCACCCCGCUGUGCCGACUCAUAUAUCGUUGACACCAUGAAGGACCUCCACCAGCUGCCAUGGCUUGAGCGAUUUGUCUCAGUGAUCAGCGACAGCUACAACGAUGACUACAUCCAGUGAACAAACAAAAAGGUUAUAGAUAGCAGUAAAGAAACGGCACAUACUAAGUUUCAUCUGGAAUAAUAUGUUUCCAUGUCCCUGGUUGAUAAUUGACAUAUAUUAAGGGAAGUGAUAUGCUUCCUUGCAAUGUCACUGUUUGCUCUUGUAUUACCUACUUUGGUUUCUGGUGCAUCAGCAAAAGAGUUCUCCAGUUGUCACUCUGCAGUUUUAGAUUCUUUUUUUUUCUAGUGAGCACAUAUAUUUUCAA